AUCACUCCGCAUUCCCCAUCUCCACGAGUCAAAAGCAAAGGGAAAACAGCGAGCAAAAGAAAAGAUGAAGAAACAUCAUCAUCAUCAGCAUCAUUAUCACUCAUCUAAUAUGUUGAAUGGGUCAGGGUAGUAGUUCAUCAGAUGCUUCGGUUUCGUAUAGCUGAAACGAGUUGACUUGCAAAGCGGCCUCAUUUCAGGGAAGAGGUGGGAGAAAGGGAAUUGGGAGGGAGACGGGUAGAGACUAGAGAUGGGUCUCCUCAGCAACAGAGUGGAAAGAAGUGAGAUCAAAGCAGGAGACCACAUCUACACUUACAGAGCUGUAUUCGCUUACUCUCACCAUGGUAUCUUUGUUGGGGGAAGCAAAGUGGUUCAUUUUACGCCCAGGCAUGAUGCAAAUUCCAGCACAGAGACUUCUGCCAACUCCUAUGAAGAAAAAUAUGACCUCCCCUCAUCCUGUCCCACGUUUCCUGACUGUGGAUUCAGACAACCCAAUAGUGGAGUGGUACUCACCUGCCUCGAUUGCUUUCUUCGGAAUGGAUCACUUUACUCCUUUGAAUACGGUGUUACCCCAUCUGUUUUCCUUGCCAAAGUACGAGGUGGCACUUGCACCACUGCAAUGCCAGAUCCACCUGAAACAGUCAUUCACAGAGCUAUGUAUCUGCUUCAAAAUGGGUUCGGAAAUUAUGAUGUGUUUCAGAACAACUGUGAGGACUUUGCUUUGUACUGUAAAACUGGCCUUCUGAUAGUUGAGAGGUCGGGAGUUGGAAGAAGCGGGCAAGCUUCUUCCGUUGUUGGAGCUCCUUUAGCUGCCCUGCUUUCUUCCCCUCUGAAGUUGUUGAUGCCAAGCCCAAUUGGUGUGGCUACAGUAACAGCUGGGAUGUAUUGCAUGAGCAGGUAUGCUACUGAUAUUGGUGUCCGAUCUGAUGUUAUCAAGGUAGCAGUGGAGGAAUUGGCUGAAAACCUUGGGUGGGGAGAAGGUGGUGACAAAGAAGAGGACAACGGUGUCACUGACCAACUGAUUGUCAUGUGAUACGAAUUUCAUGGGUUUCAACAUUGAAGCUGUGUACAUAGUCUAGCCCUUAGCAAAAUAAGUGGGUAAUUUGCAUUAAUAAACUGCAGAACCAUUAGGUAGUUUUCGUUAUGACAGUUGUGUCAUGUGUGGUCCAAAAAUUGCCUCCUGUUGGCAUAUGUUGUUCCAUUGAUGUUAUAUUUAUAAAGAGAAUGAAUGAAGUUCUUGUUAUUUGUGA
Molecule: messenger RNA, 1247 nt
Organism: Rhododendron vialii
Lineage: Eukaryota; Viridiplantae; Streptophyta; Magnoliopsida; Ericales; Ericaceae
Product: protein LEAD-SENSITIVE 1
Exons: 3
Coding region: 248-1030 (260 amino acids)
Source: RefSeq, a predicted model, not a curated record